AAGAGAAAAAAAGUUUCCUGGCAGCAAAAAAAAAACUCUGAACGAAACGAUCAUCCAAUUAAAGCUUUCUGGAAUCUCUUCGCACGGCAAAAAGUCAGUAAAAGCAGCAAAUUUCCCACGCCCUAAAGUAACUUGAUUAAAACGAUUGCCUUAUCGUGUGCUGUGCCACUUUCGUUUUGCUUCCGCCUGCGGAUCCGGUGUGUUUAAACCAAUUUUCCUGUGUUUCUGUGCGCGGAAGCUACCGUAAAAGCAUUCACCAUAGGGCUAUCGGAGACAGCCGUGAUGGAUAUAAUGGCCUCGAACCUGCAGCAGCAACGAGCAAUUACGGAGCAGCUCCGGCGUGAAGCUGCCAUCCAGCGCAUAACGGUUUCGCAAGCUGUAGCGGACAUCGUGAAGUAUGUGACGGAACACCAAGCUGAGGAUUGCCUGCUGGUGGGAUUCUCCAGCCAGAAGGUAAACCCGUUCCGCGAGAAGAGCUCCUGCAGUAUCCUGUAAGCUGGUGCAGAUAUCUCGCGUCCCCACACCAUGGCCUUGCACCGAAGGAAGAACUAUUUGCACUUGGAAUUCUUAUGCGGAAAAAUGGGGAGAGAUAGGAGGAACCGCUCUCGGAAGGCCCAAUGACGUCAUCGGUGGGGGUGGUGCAGGGAGCAAGCUCAAAAUCACAGUACCGCAAAGUUAAUUGAUGUGUUAAGUGUCUAUUUGGAAAUGGAGUCAGCACCCUGGCAAACUAACACGUACCAUCCUAUACCGCCUAUAAAAUGCCAAACGUAUCGAAAUUGCCUGUCGUGAAGUAGGGAUGCAACAGUUUGUUGUUUCCGCGUGUGUCACACUGGUCACACUUCUCCACAUCUGUCGCUUUUGAACGCAACGCAAAGUAUGCAAUAGACUUACAAAUUCCUCAACCAUGCCGCCAAAGCUGUGGUAGUAGCGAUUACAACCUCUCCUAUAUUAACUCAAACCGCGAUCAGAUCAUUAAUACCAAAUCGAACAUACCGCCACAACCGGAACCGUAGCGGGUAUUCUCGUACGGGUGAAUCCCACGUAGGAAUGCCAACGUGUUUUUAUAGAAGUUUUACCACAGCACCCACACAAUCCGGUGUCACUAAGGCCCGGGCAUCUAUUGAAUCUUACGACAGACUGGAGUUUUCUCGAACGCUUCCAUUCGUUUUUUAACCUACACGUAUACUGAAGGAUAAACGAGAAUGAAAGCUGGUUUCGCAUUUUCACAUAAUUUUGAAAGGAGAAUCUCAUGCAAACUCACAAAAUUGAAUACCAAAUAUUUAGAAACACAAACAAGAAAAGAAUUCACAAUACUUACAAGGGUAAAGAAACACAGGACAAAUAAGGUAACCACUGCUCUCGUUCAAGGUGUAGUAGCCAAUUAGACUUUAUAUAGCUGCUGACUGUCGUCGGUGUUGUACAAGUAUAUUAGGAAAACAAAGCGCAAAGGAAAAAAAGCAAAUCUUAUAUCAAUGUUACUACUAUAUUAUAUUUACCACUACCGAAUUACACCCAACUGUCACCGUUGGUUCACUCGAUGCAUUCGUCUAUCGAGCGGAAUAUUAGCCGGUGGCCGGAGGUUUUACGACCGGUUCCUAUGUACGGCUAGCCGAAUCUCCGACCAGGAGAUCCGGAAAUGCGAUUCAUCGACUGCGAGCGGGUGGAAAUAAUGGAUAACGUGUAACUAAUAAACAGUGGACUAUUUAAAUGUAUCGUGUAAACGGGAA
Molecule: messenger RNA, 1727 nt
Organism: Anopheles funestus (African malaria mosquito)
Lineage: Eukaryota; Metazoa; Arthropoda; Insecta; Diptera; Culicidae
Gene: Ggamma1
Product: guanine nucleotide-binding protein subunit gamma-1
Exons: 1
Coding region: 283-495 (70 amino acids)
Biological process (GO): G protein-coupled receptor signaling pathway
Cellular component (GO): heterotrimeric G-protein complex
Molecular function (GO): G-protein beta-subunit binding
Source: RefSeq, a predicted model, not a curated record